UCUCAGCGGUGCUCUGUUUGCGGCUGGAGAAGAUGGCUGCGCGUGGAGGUUAUCAGCCUGCGACACCGGGUGGCGGCGGCGGGGCAGUAGCAGCAGCAGCAAUGGGACCCGGGCCGCCGGUGGCCGGUGCAGGGCCCGGUAUGGGUCCCGGUACCCCAGCAGGACGGAUGGGACCCGGCGGUCCGCAGAACCACAUGUACCGAUCACCGAUGCCUGGGCCCGGAUACCCGAGACCAGGAAUGCCUCCAGCGAGUCGUAUGACACCUCAGGGACCACCAAUGGGACCCCCGGGUUACGGGUCCAGUCCAGUGUCCCGCCCAGGCAUGCCAGUCAUGGACCCGUCCCGCAAGAGACCGGCGCCAACUCAGAUCCAACAGGUCCAGCAACAGAAUCGCAACCAACAUGCCAAGAAGAAGAAAAUGGCAGAUAAAAUUCUACCUCAAAGAAUUAGAGAACUUGUUCCCGAGUCUCAGGCGUACAUGGAUCUGCUGGCAUUUGAGCGUAAACUCGAUCAAACCAUCAUGCGCAAGAGACUCGAUAUUCAGGAAGCUCUCAAGAGACCCAUCAAGCAAAAACGAAAGCUACGUAUAUUUAUCUCCAACACCUUCAAUCCGGCCAAACCCGAUGCUGAGGACGGAGAGGGAACCGUUGCGUCCUGGGAGCUGCGUGUGGAGGGGCGACUUCUAGAGGAUACUGCUGUGUCCAAAUAUGAAGCCACCAAACAAAAGAGGAAGUUCUCCUCUUUUUUUAAGUCUUUAGUGAUCGAGUUGGACAAAGACUUGUAUGGACCCGACAAUCAUUUGGUGGAGUGGCACAGAACAGCUACGACUCAGGAAACGGAUGGAUUUCAGGUGAAGAGACCCGGUGAUGUUGGUGUGCACUGUACUGUACUGCUCAUGCUCGACUACCAGCCUCCUCAGUUUAAGUUGGACCCCAGACUGGCACGGUUGUUGGGCAUCCACACUCAGACUCGACCCGUGAUCAUUCAGGCUCUGUGGCAGUAUGUGAAGACCCAUAAACUGCAGGACCCUCAUGAGCGAGAGUUCAUCAACUGUGAUAAAUAUCUCCAACAGAUCUUUGAGUCCCCGAGGAUGAAGUUCUCAGAGAUCCCUCAGCGUCUGCAUGCGCUACUGAUGCCCCCUGAGCCAAUCAUCAUCAGCCACGUCAUAAGCGUGGAUCCCAACGAUCAGAAGAAGACGGCGUGUUAUGAUAUUGAUGUCGAGGUGGACGACACGCUGAAGACGCAGAUGAACUCUUUCCUGCUGUCAACAGCCAGUCAACAAGAGAUUGCAGGCCUCGACAACAAGAUUCAUGAGACCAUUGAAACCAUUAACCAGCUGAAGACUCAGAGGGAGUUCAUGUUGAGUUUUGCUCGAGAUCCGCAGGGCUUCAUCAACGACUGGCUGCAGUCACAGUGCAGAGACCUGAAGUCGAUGACGGAUGUGGUUGGAAACCCGGAGGAGGAGAGGAGAGCCGAGUUCUACUUCCAGCCCUGGGCUCAAGAGGCCGUCUGCCGUUAUUUCUAUUCAAAGGUCCAACAACGGCGACAGGAGCUGGAACAGGCUCUUGGCAUCAGAAACACAUAAGCCUGUGUUUGUUUCGACAGGACCAGAGAGGAUUCUGGGUAGCAAAUAUCCUGCGGCAGACCUUGAUCACUACAGUUGUAUUAGUUUAUCUUCUGUUGUCCUGCUGUAGCUGCCCAAGAUACCCCUAUCUAAGAAUUACCAUAUUUUGAUUGUGACUUGGGCCAAAUUGACACCCCUUAAAAUUCUGCCGUCGUCCAUGUUUUUACCUCUUUAAUCCAAGCUUCCCAAUGCAGUUGGUGAUGAAAGUGUUUUCAAGGUGAUUCGUUUUCCAACCAAACUGGCACACUUUGUUGGAAGUUUUCGUAAAAAAUGUAACGUCAAGCAUAAAUUCCUCUGCAAUCACACAUCGCUUAGAGAUAUACUAAUGUUGCUGAAUUCCCUACAAACGAAUCUGCAAGAAUACAUUUUCGAUGGGGUCAUUAUUUUAUUUUUUUAUUUUUUUUGUAAUAAUAAAUUUUGUCUUUGAUAUUUUAAUGUUCUCAUAAUAUGAACUAUAUGAAGAUCUAGUGUAGUCAAGUGUAAAUGACGAUUAUGGAUGUAGUUUAGAGGAAGUUCCUUGAACAAUUCUGCUGCCGUUAAGGAAAUCCUGUUGGUCAAGACCCAAGUUGGUUUUCCGAAGUUUCAGAAAUCAAGCAGUUGUUUUAGUGUGGCGUUUGUUAACGAAAGAGGCUCCACAAGUUUUGUCGUACUGCUGAUCGACCUCUGACGGUACAGUAAUUCCACUCUUACCUCGGCUUGAUUUACUGGUAAACAUAUAUGGAGAAUUACUUCUAAGAUUUGAUGAAUAAUGUGAUAAAGUAAUUAUAGUCUAUAUAGUCGACUUCAGUGUGAAACGACAAUAUGGAAAACCCACCAAUGCAAAUAUUAAUAGUUCAUGGCUCCAUUAAAAAAAAACAUUUUAUAGAUGCGCUGAAGAUGCUAGACCAUGGGUUCUCGCACAAGUUAUUUAAAGCAUUUAAAAGUCAAGUGCUUAAGACUUUAACAUUAUGAGUAGUUAAACUUUUAACUACGUGUCUUUUUCUGAAGUCAUGAGAUGCAUUUUCGAGAUCCAUUUUAUAUCUUGUUUUUUUUUUUUUCUUUAAUGGACCAAUUAUUAUUGUAUUUCUCUGUUAGCCCUUGUGUUAUAAUAAAGAUUAUCUUGUAUUGAUGCUCA
This is a messenger RNA of Myxocyprinus asiaticus (Chinese sucker), 2739 nucleotides long. Its product is annotated as SWI/SNF-related matrix-associated actin-dependent regulator of chromatin subfamily D member 1-like. Lineage: Eukaryota; Metazoa; Chordata; Actinopteri; Cypriniformes; Catostomidae. Gene Ontology annotation, cellular component: SWI/SNF complex; nucleus. The record is from RefSeq and is a predicted model, not a curated record. Gene Ontology annotation, biological process: regulation of transcription by RNA polymerase II. The transcript has 13 exons. Bases 33 to 1586 code for a protein of 517 amino acids.